AUGAGCGCAGCCGUUCAGACGUUGGCCACGGUCAUGGCGACGGACAUGAAUUAUUACGCGGGUGACCCGACCGUGUUGGCCGCGGAUAUGGCGAGAAGCCGUGUAGAGAAGAUACUGCAGUCCUCGCGCUCCGACCAGCUCACGGCCCGCGUUGCCAUCCACGCGCAGCUGCGCGAGGCCUUCAAGAACGUCGAUGUGCAGCAGCGGCUCGAGCCCUUCCUCAACGAUGGAGAGGGCGUGCAGAUGUACGUGCAGGAUGCCAAGGCGCGCGCCCGCUUCUUCUCCCAGAAACAGCAAGAGCUGCAGCACGAGAUCCUGCAGAGCGAGGAGCAGCGGCAGCUGAAGGAGGCGCACGGUGAGCUGGCGGCCUGGGAGCGCGAAAACGCCGUGCUGCUGCGCCACCAGAUGUUCAUGACGUACAUGCCCUCCCAGGCGCUGCUGCUGGAGAGCGCGGCAACCGUCGCCCUCUACCGCCAGUACGCCACCCUCGAAGAGGGCCAGUACACGAGCGACAGUAGUGAUGGCGAAGUGCCGAUGAUGCUCAAGAAAAUGGGCGGCAAGACGUACUUCACACAGUCCGAGCAGCCGUUCGAGGUGGACACGCACAACAAGAUGUUCAGUCAGCAGGUGCUGCAGAACAAGCGUGUCGAGUACGAGCAGAUGCGCGAGAAGGCGGCGCAGCUGCGCCAGGCACUGGAGGAGUGCCUGCCGGUGAAGCGGCUGGAGGCGUUUGUGGAGCUGCGCAACGACAUCUUUGUCGAGUACGGCAUCGACCGCCUCGCCUCCCUGUGCAGCCGCAAGGACAAGGAGAUGGGCAAUCCAAACGAAGGCGGCGUGGACGCCAGCCUGCACGGCCUGCCUGCCGACCACGAGUACGUCUCAUCCAGCCGCGUGGCACAGUACUCGCUGCCCAAGAUUGUGGACGCGGCCUACACGAAUUACCUGAACAUCCUCUCGAUGGAUGACUGGGAUUCGAUGAUGAAGCACACGGGCAACAGCGCGCGGGCGGUGAUGGAGAAGAUCAAGCCCAUGAAGGACAAGGAAACGUUCCGCUACUGGUUCCUGUCCUGCAUCACGGCGGAUGUGCCGCAGAUGGGGCCGAACAAGAUUGUCGGCCAGAAGGUGACGACGCUGGAGGACUACAAGAAGUUCUGGGCGCCGCAGAAGUCGAACUACGUCCCCUCCCUCACGUCCAACCGCAGCACAUUUGGCAGCAAGGUCGCCGACCGCCGCGGUCUGCCGCACUUUCUCAUCCUGUCCCCCGUCACGUACCGCUACCGCGAGAACAACGACCCGAACGCCGUCAAGACCGGGAAGAUUGACCUCAUGGUGUACGACGCAACAAACGAAAAAGUGCUGCUGAUGCUGACGAACUCGUCAGACGAGCGCCGCCCGCGUGCCGCCUUCCUGAACGCACAGGAGGAGCGCUACCGCUUCGCCGCCGUGGUGCGCUCGGCCAUCACCUACGAGAACCAGUACCACGGCUUCGAGUGCGAAGGCACGGUUGCCGAGUACUUCUUCGAUGCCCAGGAAGGGCCGGAGGAGAACUACUACUGCAUCAUGGCCCCACACCGCGUGUACAGUAAGCAGCCGAACAAGGUCCAGGUGCCGAUGAAGGCCCUCCGCCCCUUCACGUCCUGCCCGCCACGCUACUUUGUUCUCGGCUCAAACUGGGGGGUGAGCGCCGGCACGAGCCGCAACCCGUACCCGGCCAGCUACGCGCACGUGGAGCUGAACGAGAACGCUGUCAGUCUCAGCAACGUCAUCCCUGAGGGCUUUAUCUCUAGCAAGGUGCUGCCGCAACUGCUGAGCCGCGCCGAAGGCAUACAGAAGCUCGAGGAGGAAAAGAAACGCCAGCAGCGGGCAGAGUCAGAGAGGCCGCCAUCGUCGCCACGCGCCCUCACCCGCACCUCUCGCGGCGGUGCCGCAACGCCGCGCCAGUCUAUCACCUCCCCUGCCUCCGACAACACCGCUGGCAUCCUCGCUGAGGAGAACACGCGUGGCCCAGGUGAGGAAGAGGACCCGCUGAGCCCUAUAGUCCCGAACGAGGUGCUGCACCCGGUGCGCGACCACCUGCUGAAGCAGCGCCGCUCGUGGCAGAGCCCCACCUACGUCGCGUUCCGCGCACGCGACUCCGACCUCAGGCGACUGCCGGCCGUCAAGGAUGGUCACCUGCGCACCCCGCUGAACGUCUUCAACGACCUCAUGAGGGAGAAACACGGCGAGGACGCACCGCCGGCGUCGGCGCCGAGCAGUGCACGUCACAGCAACGGGCCGCCGUCGAGCUACACCGCAAGCGUUGCCUGUACUUGA
Molecule: messenger RNA, 2313 nt
Organism: Leishmania mexicana MHOM/GT/2001/U1103
Lineage: Eukaryota; Euglenozoa; Kinetoplastea; Trypanosomatida; Trypanosomatidae
Exons: 1
Coding region: 1-2313 (770 amino acids)
Source: RefSeq, a predicted model, not a curated record